Molecule: messenger RNA, 5653 nt
Organism: Lymnaea stagnalis (great pond snail)
Lineage: Eukaryota; Metazoa; Mollusca; Gastropoda; Lymnaeidae
Source: the annotation of a GenBank genome assembly
UGAUUCCUAUUUUUCAGGGGGUGAGGAUCUUCCCAAGGCAGUGAUAUGUAUUCCAGAUAUCUGCAAAAGUCCGAGCAAGCCAGUUGAAGAUGAGCUUGCUUUCAGAGAUUCAUACUUACUAAAUCAUGGACUGAGAGGAAAGAUUCUUCCUACAUCAACAGACAAUAUCAGUUUGGAACAAAAUGAUUCAGAAAACCCUCAUUCUAAUCAACGUUCACAAAAAAGUCCAAAGCACCCUGCAGGCACCAAAAAGAGCCCAACUUGUGAUGUCAGUGCAUCACUUAGGUCAUUAAAAGCUGCAUCUGAGCAAGUCAGAGAAGAAAAAAGUCGAAAAUCCAAAUCUCAGUCACUUAACUCCUCUCCACAGCGCACCAGAGUUUCUAGAGCCAGUGUUACUCCAGGUCGUAGAUCACCAAGACAUCAUUCUCCUGUAACUUGUCCCGACUUUAACCAUCAAAGACCACAAACAGGAUCACUCAAAGACCCUAUAAGUACCAAUGAUGAUAAGCCAAAAGUCAAUAUAUUUACAGACAGCAUGGGCGUAGACUUGGGAAAGAGAAUCAGAUCACCUAGAAGAUUAAGUGAUGACAUGAUAGCACUGCCCAUAUUCUCUGUUCGCAGAUGGAAUAACUCCCCAAAGGAAGCUCUUGGGGGACAUGGGUCCAAGUGUUUUGAUGAGAAUACAUUUCAUGAUAACUCGGUGUCACCAUCAAAGGUUUUAAACCCAAAUGAUGUCUUUAAAUCACCAGCGUCAAGUCCACUCUCUAGUCGUAAGUCUGGCUCGUCACCUUUAACAAGUCCUAACUCUGGCAAAAAGUUAGGCUCUGAUGGGUCUGGGAAAGUGUUAACAACAUUAAAAAGUGGUGAGACUUGUAAUGCACAAGAUGCAAAUGCCAGAACUAUGAAAAGUGAAGAAACCUGUGUGUUAGAUCCAUUCCUAAUAAGUACUGUAAAGGAAGAGCCCAUUUCAGAAACUGAACACUCUGAAGACGAGAGGGUUCCUAAAUCCUAUCCUUUAAGGAAAACAAAGUUUGUUGGCUCAAAAGGGCUAAACUCUAGUCAAGAGGUCAAGAGUGCAAGAAAAUUUGGUCGAAAAAGUGACAAAAUAAAACAAGAGAUGGAGCCAAGCAGAAGUAAGGUAGAAUUACUGAUGUCUUCAGAUAUCACUGACAAUACUAACAUGAUGCUAACUAAUCAAAUGCUCAAGGGAAUAGACCAAUCUGAAAACAACACAGUGCCUAUCUCUACUUUGAAUCAGCAUAAAAUUGAAAGCCCUUCAAGUUGUUCACUUUUGCUCGACACUUCAAAUGUGUUUAAAGAGACCAAGAAGAAUACUGAAAAGUUAAAAUUUUUAGAUCACAAGAUAGAGUCCUCUUCCGAUUCUUCUUCUAGUGUUAAAUCCCAUCCAUCUCUACUCUGUGCAAUGUUGGUCGGCGGUACGGAAGUUGCUCAUACCUAUGCACAGGAUCGUGUCAGGUAUAAACCUCAUGCAGAUGAAAUAUCUGACUCGGAUACAGAGACAUUGAGAGUUUCUCCACAUAGUGUCACUUUAACAAACUAUGCCAAAUUUGGCAAUUCUGUGUUUGAUUAUUGUAAAACUCAGUCAGAAUCUGCAAAUCCUGGAGCUGUCAAAGAACAAAACUUUUCUAAAAAAGACAUUGUGAUAGGGAGGAGUGAUUCUUGCAAGAACAAUGACUUUACAAAUACAGGGUCCAUUGAUCCAGAGUAUGUUGAUUCAGAAGGCUCUCUCAGUGGUCAAAGUGCUAAAGGUGUGUUUAGUGGUAAAUCUAUAUCAAUUAAAACUAAGAAAUUGAAUAUUGACUUAUCUUCCAAACUAAAGCUGGUCAAUGAGAAUGUGUUGAAACUGCUAGACAUUGAUGCAAAAGAUGGAUUUCUUCCCAUGCAACCUGAAAAUACUGGCCCCAGUGAUACUUCUUUACAUUUGGUGGAAACCCAAUCAGAAGAAAAUAUUAAAAGUGGCCUGUAUGAUCUCAUUGACAAUCUGGGUCGCAGACUUAAAGAUUCCAAAGAUACUAUUCCAUACUCCACACCUGUGGAUGUAGAACUUGUUCAGAAACUUUUAAAGUCAUGUCCAAAGUCUAAACCUAAUAUUCUGAUGGUUGGGGCAGCAGGGAAAGUGGAGAAUAUUGAGAACAUUUCAAAUGAAAACAACUCAAUGGAAACGGAACCUGGGAAAAUUCAAUUAAAUGUACCUGAAAAUAUCACUGAAAAUUCAACUCAAAUGAGUAAAGAUAAUGAUGAGGUCUCAUAUCCACCAUCGGAAUGUGUGGAUCUAACAGCAACGCAACUGCUAACAAUAAGGGAUAAUUCAGCCUCUGUAGCACAAAAUAGCAAAGAAGAAACCCCAUCUUCUUCACAGUCAUCCAUAAAUACAUCCUCUCCAAGCUUGAAUGACAGUCUAUGUGAAAUAGAUUUAGAUCUUCUCACUGCGACUGCAACCAACGCUAUAAACUAUGUGAAAACCACACUUCAGGAAUCUGUGCCAGACAAAAAGCAACCAGGAUUACCAAAUGACUCUCAGGAAAUAAAAUCAGUGCAUGCCCAAAGUGAAUCUGACAACAGCCUUAAACGAACAUUUCAAAAAUCUAAAACAUUUGAUGGCAAUGAAGCUGGAUUUCUAUUAUCACACAAUCAAGGUGGAUCUUUAAGAAGGAUUAACAGUAGUCCACAAAUAAAUUUGAAAAUUUCAACUUCCCCAUUUCUUCCAGCAACUUUACUAAAUGCUGGUAAAGAAACACAGGUGAAAUCUAAACUUGGCAGCAAGAUACCUGUACCUGGUACAAGUUACAACAUUCGAUUAUCUAAGAGGACUUGGAGAAUGCCAAGAACUAUUGUUGAGCCAAAACCAUUAUCUAUACUCUCUGAGUUGGAGGAACCUUCUUCCCAACCUAAGAAUGUAUUUAUAUGUCCCAAUCUUCAAAAAUAUUUAAGUGUUCCAUCUAACAGAAUGAUUGUGCCAACAGAGAAAAGAAAUGAAAUGCAAGAAAUUGAUGCUAAAGCUAAGGAAAAAGAAGAAGCUAGACAAAUUAUGAUGAAAGAAAGAGAUGAAAGAGAAAAAAAAGUAGAAGAUGAAAUAAAUACUGAAUUCUCAAAAUUUGAGCCAGAUUUUGAUGAAAUAGAUGGAAUUCUUUUUAUGUCAUUUUCUAAUGAAAUAGAACUGAAGGCUCAUGUCAGAGUAGAGAAAACUUUGGAGUGGGACAAAGAUGACACCAUGCUGAGAAUUUCUAGAGCAAAGGCUUUUGAGGAAGCAAAGGCGCACAAUGAAGACAUGGGAGAUUUUAAAUUGAAACACCUCAGGGGACAACAUAUGCGCUGGAAAAAAUACCGUCGCCUGUACAGUGAUGAAGUAAAAAUGCUGCAAGAUGCUAAGAAGAAAGGCAUUCCAAUAGAUGUUUUGUUACCUCAGAAGAAGACAUCUGAUAUCACUAAGAUUAAAGGGUGGAAGAAGAGACUUGCUACCACACCAAGCACACCUGCCGAGAGAAUGGAUAAUGAAUACGAAUUAGAUGAUGAUUAUUUUUAUUUGGAUGAGAGCCCAGAAGACUUAAAAUCUAUCUUGACUGAAGAUUUUGAUAAUUCUGUAAAUACUCCGUCUAUAGAAAAUACUGCUGCAUCAUCGAGAUCAAAGCGACGACAGGGUUUCAGCCACCAGAAAGCACACAGACAGUUGUUUAGAGAGUUACGCAUGGAUUGGGAGGACAGAAUGAUUCAUCGUAAACUUGGUGGCUGGUCCCUUAAAGGGAACCGACCAAAAGCAUUUUCUGGCGCAGCCAAAAAGAGGCAGCAAAAGAAAACAAAGGAAAACACAGAAGAUUCAGUAACUCCGGACACAAAAGAUGGAACUUUAGACUUGAGCGCUGGAGAUGCUGAGCCUGAGAUGUUUCUUGACAUCAAAGAUUCUUUUGAAAGUCCUGAAGACAAUGACAAUGAUAUUAAAAAACUAUCUGAUUCGAUAGAAGACAAAGAUUGUUGUGAAAUGAAGCACUCCUGUGAUAUAGCUAAGAAAAAGAAGAUGACAAAGUUGAUUUAUCCCUUGGUAUGUAUUACUUUACAGUUUAAAAUGAAGUUUAAAUGAAAUACUGUUAAAGGGCAUUUUUAAAUGUAAAUAUCUUUGGAUGUUCUUUAAUGUCAAAGACAUUUUGACCAUAAAAUAAAACCCUUUUAUGACUUAAAAAACAUAAUAAUAUAUACUACAUGGAUAAAUUAUCAAUCCCUUUUCAGCUGACUGAAAGAAUGGCUAGAAAUGCUUUAAAGACACUUGAGGUUGGUGUCAUUGGUAGAAGUGUGCGGAAAAAAAACAAGAAAGAGCGGCAAAGUUCCAGCAACAUUCCUGCACUGACAUUAAUUGCAUUACCUAAAACACCACCAGUUGUCUCAUUGGGAGAGGAAAACAUCUACACUCCUCUCAGUAGUGCUGGAGCGACUGUUGGAUCAUCGCCAUGUUCUUCUUUAAAUACCCCUCAACAAACAUCACAGACAUCUUUAGCGUCAACUGUCAGCACCCCACACGAGAUAGACCAAUUAGAGGAACCAGUCAUGGAGGGUGUGGAAAUAACUACUGACAAUAUUUCUAGUCCAUCCAUUGAUUCUUCCUCUAUCAAAUCUUGUAGUAAACCAGGUCAGUUAAGUCCAAAUUUUUUUUUUUUUUAAACACAUUAAUUUGAACCAAAUUAUUAAUAAAGGGAUGGCCAUUUGAGGACCUCUGAUUUUGUCUGUAAUUCAUUUACAGGAUUUUACUUUGAAGCAGCUCACAUUGGCCUAUCCCCCGCAACUUCCCUAAGAAAAUAAAAAUUGUGUUUGAACCUUUGGAGUAUGAACCAGAGCAAAAAUUCUAUUGAAUGUGUGAAUUACCAGAGCUCAUUUUGAAUUUAACAUAGACCUUUAAAAUAAUAUUUUUUUAUCGAAAUUAAGAAAUAGACAGGUAGCAACUACCUUUGUUUAGACCAGCGGUUCUCAACCUGUGGGUCGUGACCCCUUUGGGGGUCACACGACCCUUUCCAAGGGGUCGCCUAAGACCAUCUGAAAACACAUAUACUCUACAACUAUAAAGUAUCCUAGAAAAUUAAUUUUGUUGUUGGGGGUCGCCACAACAUGAGGAUAUGUACUAAAGGGUCGCGGCAUUAGAAAGGUUGAGAACCACUGGUUUAGACAGUAAAUAAAUGAGAUGUUUAAAUUAUAAAGUAUAAUCCAUCAGUUAUUUUGUGAUAAUUUCUUGUAGUUUCUUUGUUGAAGCUAUAUGAUUAAAAAUUUAUUUCUUAAAAUCCAGGUUGUCGUUAUGGCUGUAUUUGUCAUCUAUGUUCUGUGGGUGAUGUUUCAGCACCACCACCAAGUCCCAAAGUUAAACCUGCAACUCUGUCUUGUGAUAAAGAAUAUUGUCGUCUAGGGUGUAUCUGUGAUAGUAUAGAUCCAGAAAAGCCUAUACCUAACUCCCCUCACUGCGGGAAAACAUCUUGCAUGUUACAGUGUGUCUGUCCUGAACCUGUUUGUCAUGAUGGUAAUGACGACAUUCCAUACCUUCCAUCCAUGAAACGGCGACCUAAACCAGGAGAACGGUUUUCCAAUCUUCCACAACGGGAAAGAACUCACCGCGCUUCCAAAAAUUUAGAUGCUAUUACUAGAAAAGCAAUGAUGC